UUGGCGGAUGUUCACAAACACACCAGCUUGAAGCGGUGUGUUCGGUUCUGCUCGUCGUCCGGUCUGAUUGACGCUGUUAUUAAUGCAGAACGUACCUGCAUUUUGACACGUGACACUUUCAACCUCGGUGCUGGAACCAUAACGUCCAGAUGAGUGGGCCAUUUGCCACCCCGUCUGCGGAGGUGGCUCAGAUGAACCGCAUCCAUUUUGAGUUGGAGUACACAGAGGGAAUCAGCCAGCGCAUGCGGAUCCCUGAGACCCUCAAGGUUGCCUCGGAGAACCAGACGGGGUCCAUGUCACUUCAGCAUCCCUUCCCCAUACACACAACUCUGAUGCAGGUGCCAGAAAGAAUCAUCAUAGCAGGUGAUGAUGGGGACCUUCAAUUUUCUCGUCCACGAGACUUGGACCUAAUUCAAUCCGUCCCUCCCAUGGACCUUCUGAGCAUGAAGGCCCCGCCACGUAUCCUCACUCUAUCAGAGCAGCCACUGGACUCCCUUGAAACUGAACAAACUCCCACUUCACAGAGCAAUCCCAUCCAUGCUGUCCACUUUCAUGCUCGGUCUCGGCGGGAACGCAGUGCCAGUGAGAACAUGUCUGGCCGCCAUAGCGGUCAUAUUGUCAGAGGUGAUAUGAAUGUAACCCCUUCCCCUUCUGCCCCCCCAGUCCGGUUGUGUCCCCCCCUCUGUUCCCCUGAGGAUGCUAACAUCAACCUGUUUACGGCUGUGGGGUUCCUGACUUAUAUCCAGUCAACAACACGCCGGGCAUACCAGCAGGUCCUCGAAGUGCUGGAUGACACACACCGCAGGACACACCUGGACCUGGCUCUGGAUAUAAACCCUGAUGAGUCUGGCUUAGUGGACGCUUCCUCGCUACGACGACAGAUUGUGAAGUUGAACCGGCGUCUGCAGCUGCUUGAGGAAGAAAACAAAGAACGCGCCAAGCGAGAAGUGAUCAUGUAUUCUGCUACAGUGGCAUUCUGGCUAAUUAACACCUGGAUCUGGCUCCGUCGCUAAGAUUUUGCAAGACUGAAUCUCCCAAAACACUGUAAGCCAAAGCAAUUCCUUGUUAAUGGUACGACCACUAAAAUACAGUAUGAGACUUUACUACAUCUAAAGGCCACCACGGGAAACUACCAGAACAUUGGCAAAUGUCCUCCACCACAGUCCUGUGUUUCUAUUGCAAAUGCUAUAUUGGGAUUUCACUUAGAAAUUUAAAACAUAGCGCUGUCAAGAUAAGAUAUCUGAGGCAGUAAAACGUAACCAAAGUUUUCAAAACCGAUGAUACACCUAUGUUUGGACCUUUUACAAAAUGUCCCAUUGGCUAGGAUUCACACCAUCGCAUCUAACUACAAGUUGGCUUUGGUCGGGUAUAACAACACUAGAACUAGAGGGAAAGCUAAACUUAGCAUACCUUACAUUCAAAGAUUCAACUAUGGAUUUAUUUCCUGUAUAAAGCGGCUAACAGGACAAAGCACAAUGGCACUAUAGCUGGAUGUUUACACAGUGUCAGCAACUACUUUGUUGUGGUGAGCUACCCACUAGUUGCCAUAUUUGGCUAAAACUAGCUUCAACAUAGGAUGAAGUGACUGACUCACUGUCAAAGUUUCAUUCUGAAGUUUCUCCGCCUCUCGAAUACUGCAGUGAUGUUCACUUAUAUCUAGGAAAACUAAAUGUGGUACAGAUAAAAAAAAAAAGAAUAUGUGGGCCAGUUUAAAGUAGCAAAUGUGUGUCUCUUAAUAAUCUGCAAGAAUUGCAAAACCUCAAUUAUGGUUGUUUGUGCAAAAACUACUGAUUGCAACUAUUAAAUGCUUUAUAAAUGCACAGCAACAGCCAAUGUUACAGUGACGCCUUCCAUCAAUCAUCUUUGUGAGAGUAAACACAAUUUGUAAAGGGGACUUUUUAGCUUUAGGAAAAUAAUCGUUGGAGGGGAAAACAUGGAUCUACUUAAGCGACACAAGCCCAGAGCUUCAGACCUUCAGUUUGAAUUUGAGUUUGAGUUUCAUCAGGUUUUGUCAAAGUAAGAAGACUUAGAGAUUAUCUAGAGAUGCCAUAAUAUUUACACUGAAUGUCCUUUUGAGUUCUGCAUCACACAGUACUUAAAUACCCUGUUGUUGUGAAUGUUGUCUGUUGUUUACCUCUUUGUGACUCGCAUAUAGAUUAUGUUAUGAGCUUGACGAAGUGUCAACAAAAAUACAAAGGCUACUAAGGGUAUUAUCUGUGCCAUGAUUAUGUUUCCCCAUACUGUUUCCAAAGUUUGAAUUGUUUUUUUUUCUCCAGAGAAUUUGAAUGAGGUUUUUCACCAACCUAAAAUUUACAUUACAUGUCAUUUUAUGUAAUGUCAUUACAUUUAUAUGUAAUGUUAAUAUCAGGUUAGUGAAAACCAAAUUCACCUACGAGACUAAAAGCAUUGACUAUGUGGUUUUAUUCAUCAUACAGUGUGAUAUAAAUCUUAGGCCUGUUGUCUGUGUGAUCAUGUGUAAUAGAUGGCUACGUAUAUGUACAUAACAUAUUGUUGUAAUUAUUUUUCAAUAAUGAAAUUAGUAUGUCUUUCAUGGAGGUUUAUUUAUCACAUGUAAUGCUGAGAGGUCAACAAAAAGUUGCAGUAACCAUUUAUUUGUUGCGGUACCUAUUACUUAAAGCUGGAGUUUAAAGUGAAGUAUUUUGAUUUCUUGUAAUAUAAAAAUACAUUCAUUUUUUGUUAAUAAAUGACCAUUUCCUCCAG
Messenger RNA from Cyclopterus lumpus (lumpfish), 2721 nucleotides. Its product is annotated as mitochondrial fission factor homolog A-like. Gene Ontology annotation, biological process: positive regulation of mitochondrial fission. The transcript is spliced from 7 exons. The record is from RefSeq and is a predicted model, not a curated record. Gene Ontology annotation, cellular component: mitochondrial outer membrane; peroxisome. The coding region runs from base 150 to 1013 and encodes 287 amino acids. NCBI's taxonomy places the organism in Eukaryota, Metazoa, Chordata, Actinopteri, Perciformes, Cyclopteridae.